Sorex fumeus (smoky shrew) is the source of this 1396-nucleotide messenger RNA. RefSeq names its product mitochondrial transcription termination factor 3 (gene MTERF3). Gene Ontology annotation, molecular function: double-stranded DNA binding. Bases 107 to 1330 code for a protein of 407 amino acids. Gene Ontology annotation, biological process: regulation of DNA-templated transcription; mitochondrial ribosome assembly. The transcript is spliced from 8 exons. Gene Ontology annotation, cellular component: mitochondrion. The record is from RefSeq and is a predicted model, not a curated record. NCBI's taxonomy places the organism in Eukaryota, Metazoa, Chordata, Mammalia, Eulipotyphla, Soricidae.
CGGGAGGCCGGGGGCGGCCGAGCACACGCGGAUCCCGUUUCGCGCCGGGCCGGGCCGGGCCGGGGCGAGGCCAGCGGACGAGGCGGUUUAGGCCGCUUGAGGGAAGAUGGCUUUGUUUGCCCAGCAGAUACCCAGAUGGCUCCACCCAGCCAACGUGAGACGCCUUAUUGGCGCGGCACAGCUCACAACAUACGUCCUCCGACCGCGAGCCCCACUGCUGUGUGAUACCGCUGCCCAGCUUCGGAGGGGACUUGGGCCUUCCAGGACUUCCGCCUUCGGGACAAGCAUCCCCCCUGCCAACUCUGGCGGGCAGGGGACACACGCUGUCCCGAGCACUGGGCAGCCUCCUGUGAGCCAGGGCAGCCUCGCAUGCCCCAGGCCAGACUUGGAUUCUGCACUCUCGCUGGAAGAACUCGAUGAUUUGCCGCCCAGGUCUCCACUGCAGCCUGUGUCUGAGGAGGAGGCCGUUCGGAUCGUUGCAGACCCCCCAUCACCGCCGUCUUCCUUCACCCUUCGAGAUUAUGUGGAUCAUUCGGAGACGCUGAGGCAGCUAGUGCUGCUCGGCGUGGAUUUGUCCAAGAUAGAGAAGCAUGCGGACGCCGCCAACCUCCUGCUGAGACUGGAUUUCGAAAAGGACAUUAAACAGCUACUCCUGUUUCUGAAAGAUUUGGGCAUCGAGGAUAAUCAGCUGGGGCCGUUCCUGAGCAAAAAUUACGCUAUUUUCUCGGAAGACCUUGAAAAUCUCAAGACCAGAGUGGCUUAUCUGCAGUCAAAGAACUUCAGCAAGGUGGAUAUCACACAGAUGGUCCGAAACGCACCUUUCCUGCUGAGUUUCUCAGUGGAAAGACUGGACAACAGAUUGGGAUUUUUCCAGAAAGAACUUGAACUUAGCGUGAAGAAGACGAGAGACCUCGUGGUCCGUCUCCCGCGGCUGCUGACGGGAAGCCUGGAGCCCGUGAAGGAAAACAUGAAGGUUUACAGCCUCGAACUCGGCUUUAAACGGAAUGAGAUUCAGCACAUGGUCACCAGGAUCCCGAAGAUGCUAACGGCCAACAAGAGGAGGCUGACCGAGACGUUCGAUUACGUGCACAACGAGAUGGGGGUACCCCACCACCUCAUGGUCAGGUUCCCUCAGGUAUUCAACACACGGCUCUUCAAGGUCAAAGAAAGACAUUUGUUUCUUCGCUACUUGGGAAGGGCUCAGUACGACCCCACCAAGCCCAGCUACGUCUCUUUGGACAAACUGGUGUCUCUGCCCGACGAGGCAUUUUGCAAAGAGAUCGCCAAAGCCUCGAUGCAGGACUUGGAAACGUUUUUAAAAACCCUUUAGUUUGGGUCGAACGUGCAAGCGUCAUCGUGGCAUGUGGAUAGGCGAAUAAAUGAACCUAUUUUUAAA